AUGGGACGAGUGAGGACGAAAACUGUCAAGAAAGCUUCCCGAGUUAUCAUUGAAAAGUACUAUCCAAAACUGACUUUGGAUUUUCAUACGAAUAAGCGUAUGUGCGAAGAAAUUGCCAUCAUACCCAGCAAGAAAUUGCGGAAUCGCAUCGCGGGAUUCGUCACCCACCUUAUGAAGAGAAUUCAACGAGGAGCAGUACGCGGGAUCUCCAUCAAGCUUCAAGAAGAAGAGCGGGAACGCCGAGAUAAUUACGUGCCUGAGGUAUCCUACAUUGAUGCCAUGGAUGUUCUGGAGGUCGACCAGGAGACAAAGGACAUGCUGAAGGACUUGGAUUUCAAUAGAAUGGCUAAAGUGAAAAAACGUGCCUACCGUUCGUCACGAAUCGCUACUAAUACUGUUACGCGCAAACCCGGUCUUGAUGAAAAAUUAACGAAUGUCCUCAGUGAAAUCAAGAAAAAGGUCGAGGGAGAUGUUCCUUUUUUGACCUGUCAAUCAACCUCCUCAGAUUUCAACGAUGUUGCAUCGAACAAGUCAUUUCGGAAGGCACUCGAUGACGAAUUCGACAGUCGCUCUGUCAUAACUUCUAUUUCAAAAUCCGAAAACCGCCUCUUGAAGAAAGUAGAGAAGAAGAAGAUAAAACGACUUCUAUUCAAGAAAAGGAUUGAAGCUAUCACCACUCAGAUGAAGGAAGAAAAGGAUCAGAAGAAGCGUAAACAAAGACCGGUGAUUGGGGACUUGAAUCCGUUGCGUGAUGCUCUGCCAGAAUUGACACCCCUGGAAAUGCUGACGCGUGACUUGGAACAGUCACAAAAGCAUGCAGCUCAGCCAAAAUCCAAACGUGAGCCAUCAUCGAAGCGUGGGACUGCCCGUUUGAAACAUAUAGCGAAACAAAGGUCUGAACAGUUGGCCACCUUCAAGGCCGUGCUGAAAAAUCCUGAAUUUGAGAAGAGUCCUCUGUCUGCAAUAUCCGAAUUUUUAAGAGCUAGGAAUGUUGUUCAAACAUCGUGA
Messenger RNA from Notodromas monacha, 1008 nucleotides. NCBI's taxonomy places the organism in Eukaryota, Metazoa, Arthropoda, Ostracoda, Podocopida, Cyprididae. The record is from the annotation of a GenBank genome assembly.